Molecule: messenger RNA, 2991 nt
Organism: Oncorhynchus gorbuscha (pink salmon)
Lineage: Eukaryota; Metazoa; Chordata; Actinopteri; Salmoniformes; Salmonidae
Product: tetratricopeptide repeat protein 41-like
Exons: 9
Coding region: 570-2843 (757 amino acids)
Cellular component (GO): Cul4-RING E3 ubiquitin ligase complex
Molecular function (GO): ATP hydrolysis activity
Source: RefSeq, a predicted model, not a curated record
UAUACAUUCAUCAGCACAUUUACAGUGUAACAAUUUAUGAUAGGCUGAUCCGGAAGCCCAUACGUUCACCUUGACUACCACUGUUGCUAUGGCUUGUCAUGCACAACUUCUCAGCGAAGUACCAGGCAUGUAUUGACAUCGACGCUGUACUAAAACGAUCAAGACUACCUACAAACAUACUUUUAGUUUGCCAAAUGCAUAUAUUUUGCCAGGAAAAACAUCUACCCUACAGAUAGCGUUCAGAUGUAUUUAUAACGUGAGCCAUUUUAAUCGGGAUCACACAGACAGCCUUGUGAUCUGGCAACCAUCUCUGGAACGAACUAUUGGCCUUGUGAUCUGGCAACCAUCCCUGGAACGAACUAUUGGCCUUGUGAUCUGGCAACCAUCUCUGGAACGAACUAUUGGCCUUGUGAUCUGGCAACCAUCCCUGGAACGAACUAUUGGCCUUGUGAUCAGGCAACCAUCCCUGGAACGAACUAUUGGCCUUGUGAUCUGGCAACCAUCCCUGGAACGAACUAUUGGCCGCUAGUACAGACGGGCACAGCAGGUCACAGCUACAACGGCCUGAGAUGGACCCACAGGAGGGAGGCCGGGGAGGGUCGUACUCCACCGCCCCUCCUGUUACUGCUCCUCUCCAGCCCGUGCUGUGCUCCGUACCUGGAGAUCUGUCUCAGGAGUGGCACUACCUGAGAACACAGGUGUUCCCUCAUCUGGAUGCCCUCUGCCAGGCCAGAGGCACCUGCUUCAGACCAUUGGACACCCAGUGGGUUGACUGGGGGAGCCAUCGUCCCUCUGACCUCCCUGACAAUAGUACCUCCCUCUCCUCCCAGCAGUUGAAGAUCAGCCUAGACCUUAUCACCCGCUCCUCCUCCUUCCUCUGCCUCCUGGGACACCGAUACGGCCCCUUCAGGCUGCAGCAGGACCCCACACCUCUCCCAGCUGCUGGUCCAGAACGAGAAGCCCUCUCUGUGGUGGAGAGGAACCUGCAUGUUGCAGCAGAUGGAGGCUACCCCUGGGUCCUCACAGGGAGGAACCAGAAGUGCUCCCUGACAGAGCUGCAGAUCACCCAGGCAGCCCUGAUGGGUGACACCAGACACUGCUUCUUCUACUUCAGAGACUACUCUUUCCAUGGGGAAGAGGAGGAUGAAGACAGGUACACAGAUGAAGGUCAGAGGUCGUUGCUGAGCGUGUUCUCCAAACUGACAGCGGAGGAGAGACACAGAGCCAGGGAGCUGAAGAACAGGGUAGUGGACAGCCUGCAACCUGUAAGGUUCUUCAGAACGCUGCAGGAUCUGGGGGACCUAGUGAAGAGGGACUGGAAGUGCCUCAUGGAACAGCUCUAUGGGUCCCUGGACCUGCAGCCAACCUGUUCCGGCCUCCUGGACUCCCUUGAUAGAUGUUAUCAUGAAGGUGCUGUCCAGGCUCUGUGUCGCUGGUUUGCCCCCUCCACCCAAACCACUGCUGUCACGGAGGCACUCAACACAUUUACUGCCUCUCUCACUCAUUCUGACACGUCUCAGAGUCUAGCAACCUCAAGGAAUUCAACCAUUAAGUUAACAGGCGACUAUGACAAACGUGAUUCCGAUGGGUCUAUUUUCCUGCUCUGUGGUGAAAGGGGUUGUGGGAAGUCUUCACUGGCCGCCCGGUGGCUUCAGGAGUUCCGGAAGAAGAAUCCUAGAAUUCCGGCCAUCCCUCACUUCUGUGGAAUCAGCAGCUCCAGUGUGGAUAUCAGAUCUGUACUGAGACGCAUCACCACUGAGCUACGCCUGGCCCAUUGUGGGCCCCAGGCUGAGUGGAGUGAGGGGUUGCAGCACCAUGUAAAGCCAGAUCAUGUUGUGGUUCAGGCCUUCUCUGCUGCGGCUGCUCUGGGACCCUGUGUUCUAGUUCUGGAUGGACUAGACAGACUUACCGGGACCCUCGGGCUCUCAAUGCAGGAGGUGAAGGACCUAUGCUGGCUCCCUGACCCUCUGCCUCCCCAGUGUAAGAUCCUCAUCACAGCGACCUCCACAGAUGUCACCUACCAGAGGCUGACCCUCCGCCCAGACGUUCACAUCCUCCCCUGGCCCGGCCUGUCAGACCCCUGGGUCCGCCGCAGCGUCCUGCUCCGACACCUUACCCUGCCCUGCCAGGAGCCGCACAGGACCCUACUGCAAUUCAUCUUGGGAACCACUACCAGGCCGGGAAUGGGCCGCCUGCCGCUGUUCCUGGCGGUGGUGGCUAGCGAGCUGCAGACGUGCCGCAUCCUGAGGGGAAAGGAGGAGGAGGAGGAGUUGAUAGAGGAGUAUGUGGAAGUGGAUUCUAUGGCGGAGCUGUGGGCCAGGGUGAUUCAGCGCUGGAUCAAUGACUAUGGCGGGGUCAGUGAGGGUACGGCCAGUCAAGCCAAAGGAACGGGAGGGCCUAGCUCUCAGGUGUCCAAGAUAGAUCUCAGAGGCUGGGUAUGGGACACUCUAUGCCUGGUUCACCUCUCCCAUGCUGGGCUGACUGAGGAGCAGGUCCUGGUCCUGCUGGAGGUUCUUGGUUAUCCUGGGUCCAUACGGGUUCUACCUCUGGAGUGGGCCCGGUUCCGCACUGCUGCUGGGCCCUGGGUACAGGAGAGACCCAAUGGAACACUGAGCCUCACCCAUCAAUCAAUGGGCCAAGCCAUGGACCUCCUCCUGCUGAGGGUCCGUCCCGGUAAAGGUUCAGGGGGCUUGAGGAGGACCAGACGGGGCUACCAUCUCAGCCUGGCCCAGUUCUUCCAGAGGCAGGGCAGAGAGCUCUGUAGCUGGCCUCAGAUCCUGGAGGAGCUCCCUGGCACCUGGAGCAGAGUGGGGCCUGGAGGGAGCUACACACCUUCUUCAUAGAUCCACAGACUGUAGAGCACCUGUCUGCAACUUGGAGCCAGUCUCCUCAGCUGAGAAUGGAUGUUGUCAGGUACUGGACUGUCCUGAUCCUCAGAGGUUAUGACCCCAACACCUCGUACCAGAGCCUGCUGGGUAAGGGAAGCCAACC